This is a messenger RNA of Arvicanthis niloticus (Nile rat), 1149 nucleotides long. NCBI's taxonomy places the organism in Eukaryota, Metazoa, Chordata, Mammalia, Rodentia, Muridae. The record is from RefSeq and is a predicted model, not a curated record.
AUGACUGGAGCUUCCAGUACCAUGGCCGGUGGGUGGAAGCGGAGGUCCUGGGCUGCCCAUGAGUGGGUGGCGGUGCCUGUGAAUCUGAGGCAGGAGCAUGACCGGAGCUGCUUCCAGGUGACUUAUGAUGAUGUGCAUGUGAACUUCACUGCAGAAGAGUGGAAUUUGCUGGAUUCUUCCCAGAAGAAUCUCUACAAAGAUGUGGUGCUGGAGACCUACUGGAACCUCACUGCUAUAGGUUACAGUUGGGAAGAUCAUCAUAUUGAAGAACAACGUCAAAGUUCUAGAAGGAGUGAAAGGCAUGAAAGAAGUUAUACUGGAGAAAAACCAUAUGAAUGUAAUCAAUGUGGUAAAGCCUUUUCAUAUCACAGUCAUCUCCAAUAUCAUAAAAGAACACACACUGGAGAGAAACCAUAUGAAUGUAAUCAAUGUGGUAAGGUCUUUUCACAUAGCGGUCAUCUCCAAGUCCAUAAACAGACACAUACUGGAGAGAAACCUUAUGAAUGUGAUCAAUGUGGUAAAGCCUUUUCAUGUCACAGUACUCUCCAAAAACAUAAAAGAACACAUACUGGAGAGAAACCUUAUGAAUGUAAUGAAUGUGGUAAAAACUUUGCAUUUCACAGUUGUCUCCAAAGACAUAAAAGAACACAUACUGGAGAGAAACCUUAUGAAUGUAUACAAUGUGGUAAAGCCUUUUCAAGUCACAGUCAUCUCCAAAUCCAUAAAAGAACACAUACUGGAGAGAAACCUUAUGAAUGUAAUCAAUGUGGUAAAGCCUUUACACAACAAAGUCAUUUCCAAAUCCAUGAAAGAACACAUACUGGAGAGAAACCUCAUGAAUGUAAUCAAUGUGGUAAAGCCUUUUCAUGUCACAGUAAUCUCCAAAGACAUAAAAGAACACAUACUGGAGAGAAACCUCAUGAAUGUAAUCAAUGUGGUAAAGGCUUUACACAACAAAGUAAUCUCCAAAGACAUAAAAGAACACAUACUGGAGAGAAACCUCAUGAAUGUAAUCAAUGUGGUAAAGCCUUUUCAUAUCACAGUCAUCUCCAAAGACAUAAAAGAACACAUACUGGAGAGAAACCUAUGAAUAUAAUUAAUAUAGUAAAAGCCUUUUCACAAUGUUUUUGUCUCCAAAACCAUAAAAGA